This is a messenger RNA of Metarhizium acridum CQMa 102, 1119 nucleotides long. NCBI's taxonomy places the organism in Eukaryota, Fungi, Ascomycota, Sordariomycetes, Hypocreales, Clavicipitaceae. The record is from RefSeq and is a predicted model, not a curated record.
AUGUCCAAUUCUACCGGGCACCGCGUCAGCAUGAACCGGUGCACCGAGGUCUCUGCCCUGUGUCCCGUCGACGAAACCGUCCUGGGAUACUACCCGAACCUGGGAUCCGGCAUCUUCUUCUCCAUCGCCUUUGGGAUAUGUCUGAUUGCCGCCUUCUCACUCGGCAUGUGGAAGAAGACGUGGACGUACACGGCAGCCAUAACGAUAGGGCUGAUACUAGAAACCGCAGGUAUGUAUCUCAAACCCCCCCGAGAGAUGCCAUCCGAUAUCCCUCUGGUCCGACAUGACCACCUUUUCCCUCUCCGGACAGAACAACCACAUGGCCAACACACAUUCAUCGUCCAAACAGGCUACGUCGGGCGCAUCCUCCUCCACUACAACCCGUGGAACGAAUCCGCCUUUGAGCUGCAAAUCUGCGCCAUCAUCCUCGCGCCCACGUUCGUCUGCGUAUCCAUCUACCUGACGCUCAAGCACGCCGCGCUGCACCUCAACCCGCGGCUCUCGCGCAUCCCGCCGCGCUGGUACCCGCGCAUCUUCCUGCCCGCCGACCUCUCGUGCCUCAUCGUCCAGGCCAUCGGGGGCGGCAUCGCCGCCGCCGCAGGCCACACGAAGCCCAGGCUGCAGGAGGACGGCAACCGCGCCAUCAUCGCCGGCGUCGUCCUGCAGGUCCUCGUCCUCGCCGUCUUUGGCGCCAUGGGCACCGACUACUUCGCCAGGGCGGCGCGACACGUGCGCACCGCCGAGGCCACGCCCGCCGAGCUCGCCCUGUGGCGCGACUCCAAGUUUCGCGCGUUUGUGCUCGGCGUGACGGGUGCCUAUGUGGCCGUCCUGGUCCGCUGUAUAUACCGUAUUGCCGAAAUGGCCGGUGGAUGGGGCAACAAGAUCAUGCAGGACGAGCCGAGUUUCCUCGUGCUCGACAGCUCGCUCAUCUUGGUCACCGUGUACUUGCUCACGAUCUUCCACCCGGGCAUCUUCUUUCCUCAGAUGGCCAACGGGCACCGCAACAAGAACGGUGCUGCUGCUGCUGCUGCUGUUUCCGACGCGGAGAGCUCCGAGACCAAGGCGAAUGACUCCCCUGAUUCCCCCAACGAGGGACAAAAGACUGAAUCGGGCCAUUGA